AUGCCAAGAUACGAGGUGUGCCAGCACUGCAGCCACUCGGUACGGAAUAGCGAGGCUGCCUUCAGAGGAUACAGCUACCACAAGCAUUGUCGGAAGUGUUACGUGUGCAGCGACCCCGACCUGCACGGUGCGGAGGUGUUUCGAGGCGUUAUUUUCUGCGCGAGCUGCGCUAAACGCAUCUUCAGAGGUUGUUCAUCGGCCCGGCAAUCAAGACCUGCGCGUGCGCAGCGCCGUCGCCGGCGCACGCUCGUGCACGGGGUUAUUGAGCGUGCACGAGCACAAACUGACACCAUCUCCUCACAAGACAACAGCCAGACAGAGACCGUAGUGCUGGAGAGGGACCCUCGUACCUGCCCUGACUGCUACUGCGUGUCGGAUGUCGUCACUCAAGCGCGUCGACUCAUAAACUUCAUCUAUUACCAGACUCAGAAUCUCGUCAAGAACGAUACAUCCGAUAUUGCCCAAUGUACCGAAAUGUGUCAACGUAUGCUGGCUGAUGUGAAGUGUCCGAUACCAGAGCCCAGGUCGGAAGCUUUCCCGAUACCCCGGCCACCGGACAGCCUCUUACGGAAUUCAUUGGUAGAGAAAACGAGCUCGAUUGAUACGGGAACGUCUCACUCGCGGUCCCGCUUUCACUCCAAACGCGGGAACAAAAAGAAGAUGAAAAAUGAAAAACCGUGUAGCGACCUCAGGAUAGCAGAACUCGGCACUUCCGUGGAGAUCGCCAAUAUGGCUCUGAGAAAGACGUCUACAAAAAAAGUGCAAUCUGAGUUAAAAAUAACGGAGAAAGCCGAUGAGCCGGAAACCAUUAGUAUGUUUACCAACGUCGAUUCUGUCAAUUCCUGCACAAGCAACGAAGUAUAUCUAGACUCGGAAUGUCAGGACUACCGAGGAUCAAAGGAGUUGGACAAGGGCAUUCCGGAUCAAAUACUUAAAUGCAUUGUAAAACAUCCUUGUAAAUUCUUCAAAAAGAAGGUAAUAGAACGCAGUUCCCUCGUCAGCGUGAUCGCUGCCAAAGUUAACAACGAGAAGAAUAUGUUCAGUUACAGAUCAGCCUGCGAACAUCUCAAAAUGCUAUUCCAUGAUGAAGUCUUGGAUCACCAACACAAUGGAUACAAGAAACUUUAUUCAACUAUAAAUAAGAAAAGUACGCCUUACAAACUAGGGUGGCUUCAUGCUGAUGUGCCUGGCGAUCGUAAAACUUCCCCGUGUAGACACUACCACCAGUGCCACAGUUACCGGUGCAUGAGAAAGCAGGUGAUGCGUCUCGCCGGGCCGACUAAAAGCAGAAUAGACAUCUUCCGAACAAAACUCAAGAAGUUCGUUGUGCCCCCGUUUUUGAAAAGAAUAUCCUUUCAAUACAAGAACCCAGCCGUAGUGAAGCGCGAUGUCCGUGUCAAGAGCGACGGCAGACUACCCAAGACCUCACAGACCUCAAAAUCACGGAGCCAUGAAAAGAGGACACUAAAUAUGUCUACCCAAAACACAUUCCAUUGA
Cydia fagiglandana is the source of this 1497-nucleotide messenger RNA. RefSeq lists its product as uncharacterized. Lineage: Eukaryota; Metazoa; Arthropoda; Insecta; Lepidoptera; Tortricidae. The record is from RefSeq and is a predicted model, not a curated record. The transcript has 18 exons. The coding region runs from base 1 to 1497 and encodes 498 amino acids.